This is a messenger RNA of Trichoderma aggressivum f. europaeum, 1263 nucleotides long. RefSeq lists its product as uncharacterized. The transcript is spliced from 3 exons. Gene Ontology annotation, molecular function: epoxide hydrolase activity. Bases 1 to 1263 code for a protein of 420 amino acids. Lineage: Eukaryota; Fungi; Ascomycota; Sordariomycetes; Hypocreales; Hypocreaceae. The record is from RefSeq and is a predicted model, not a curated record. Gene Ontology annotation, biological process: epoxide metabolic process.
AUGUCUAAACGGUUUCUCUUACAGCUCUUGUUUGCCACACUGGCAGUUUCCACCAACUUACCGUUCAAAUCCAAGUUUGGAAAUAGUCCUGCCCCCUUUUCGAUUGAUGUAGAUGCUUCUUUUAUCGAAGAAACGAGAGUCAAGGCUUCUCUGGCCCGAAUUACUACAGACCUUGUUCAGCAUGUUCCUCAGGAUGGCCCUCCUGUCGAGAACAUCACUGCGAUUAAAGAUUAUUGGACUCACAACUACAAUUGGAAUGAGACGCAGAAAAGAUUAAAUGAUCAUCUGCCGCAGUUUACCACUACAAUCGACGGCGCUGGGAACUACUCACACCCAAUCCCGCUCCACUUUGUUCAUCGGCAAUCUUCCAGAAGAGACGCCAUUCCGUUGCUGUUUGUACACGGCUACCCAGGGUCUAUAAUAGAGGUGGAGCGCGUGAUUGACGGGUACACAAAUCCCCCCAGAAAUGAAACGGCAUUUCAUGUGGUAGCUCCUAGCCUGCCCGGGUUCGGCUUCUCGCCGGCUCCCGAAUAUCCCGGCCUGGGACUACGAGAGUCUGGUCAAGCAUUUCACAAGUUGAUGCUGCAGUUGGAAUAUAACAAGUACAUCGUUCAUGGCGGCGACCUUGGCUCUCACACCGUGCGAUACAUGGCCGCUGAGGAACCAGAGAGCGUCCGAGCACUACACACCAACUUGUGGUAUCAAGUCCCCAACAAGCAGGACAUGGACAAUUUCAAUGCCAAGAAUUCCACGGCGGAGGAGGCAUAUCUCAUCAAUGUGCUAGCAACGUUUAGGAUGACGUUUCUGGGGCAGCGACAAGUCUUUGAAAACGAGCCUCUACAGUGGGCAUACGCGCAGACGGAUAGCCCGGUUGGUUGUGCGGCGUGGAUACUCACCGAGUUGAAAGGUGGGAGUCCGUCUUACGACUGGACGUUGGAAGAAAUCAUCUCGUGGACUAUGAUGUUGUAUAUACAGGGACCCUUUGGUAGCGCCAGAAUGUACAAGGAGCUUUCGUUACGAGGACAAAAUCCAUGGUCUGGCAAGUUUGACUACAUUCACCAGCCAGUGGGCAUCACUCAGUUUGCCGAACAAGGUUUUAUCACGCCGGAAGAUUGGGCUCGCCGCCAGGGCAACAUUGUCUUCUUCAACCACUACUCUUCCGGCGGCCAUUUCGCUUCGUGGGAUUCACCAACCGAACUUGUUGCUGACGCCCGAGAGUUUAUCAAGCCUGGUACCGCAGCAUGGGAUGCAUAUCAGAAAUAA